AUGAGUCUCUCUCUAGGAGAGACCAGUGAUGCAAUCGCUGCGCUCGCAGAGGGCUGCACCUUAGACGAGAUCGCGGAGCUCGCCACGCAGUGUGAAUCACAUUUGGCCAACGUUGAGGCGAUCAUGGAUGCCACGGAAAACGCCUUGCGCACCUCCCAAGGCCCCACGCGUCUUGUUGUGUGGUUCUUCAUCGAUCGCCUGGCGAAGCAGCACAGCAUUUUUUUAGAUGCGCUUCGGCCGCGGCUGCGGGGCCUUGCAACAGCAGCCGCCCCCGCGGUGGGAACGGCAGAGUGGGAUGACUUCAAGGCACUUUUGAAGUCUUCUAUUGCAGUGGUGUUCGGCGCCCCGCUGGUUUCACUGAUUCUGUUGGAGAUUGACCCCGACACACAGAAGGAAACCGCCCGCACUGCUGCCACCUCUGAGCGGAGUCAGGGUGUCCUCGCACUGCACAGCAACGCCCUGCGAACCACCGGGGCUUUUUCGACAAAGUCCGUCAAAACGCAUAGACCAACGGCGGUGAAGCAUGUACUGCAGGUUAAAACCAUUGACAGCCAGAUGGCAAUGAAUAUGGCGAGUAGCUACGCCCCUGCACGUCCGCAGGAGAUUGCAGUCCCGGAGAUUCAUCCUGAUGCUGACGCACCGCACGGUUACGUGAAGACACUACCCUCGGAUUACUUAAAAAACUACGAGAAUACUAGACGAAAGCGUCUCCGUGAGGUUAUGGAGCGAAAUCGCGAGGAAAUGGAUCGCCGCCAGGAGGAUGAACUGCUUCAACGGGUGCGGGGUACAACUGUUCAAAAUGGAAAGAUACCUGACUAUUCAGAUGUGGUUAUGCCGCUGGAGCUGCCUCGUGAUGAGCAUGGCGUGAAACGGGGAUUUUUUCCACUUGGUGUGCGUUUUAUUCGUGAGGCCAUUCGAAGCUGUGGCGGAGCAGUAGAAUUGGAUGUGCUAGUAAACCGGCUUUCAACUUUAGCUAGCAAGGAGACUGUGGCAGAAUUUGGAGAUGUGCGUGAAUUUCUACUAAUUCACCGGCCGACGUUUCGUAUGACAAAUGAAAAGAAUCGCUGGAUUGUUCGCCUUGCCGGGGAUGAAACUAGCGAUCCCACGUGGGAAUCAUUGCAGUGCCCAUUGUGCUCAAAAGUGAUGCGUGGGCGCAACCUCGCGCGCCACCUAGGUUGCAGGCAGUGUGUCACAACCCAAAUUGCUUUGGGACUUCAUGGAGAGGUGCAUGGUCCUAUUUCUGAGCUUGCUUUGGUUGCAAAGUUCAUCAUUGACCGCGCAAACACGUACGAUGAUUGGGAUUUGGAAUGGUUUACUGACUGCAUAGAGAGAGCCGCAGGUUGCAGGCGCUUCAAACUUUCCUCACAGUCGAAAUUUGCCCCAAUUUUGAAGGCAAUGCGUGUUGUUCGCAACCGGUGGCUGGCGCGGAAGGGGGUGACAGACGUCGCCGACGCCGUUGUGGACCCUGGCGACGCGGCUGUUGCGAAUCUAUUUCGCACCAUUGGGCGAAACGUGAACCGCCUUCCUAUUCCUUGGCUGGAGAUGGGCGAUGUGGUCGACAUGUGUCGACGGUUUUCGUGUUCGGUGUUACCUCCCUUUAAUCCUCCACCGCGACCCGCCGAUCCCCGCAUCAGCCUGCACAACGAAUACCCGGGGUUUCUUCUCUGCGAGAGUGAGGUGGACGACGAGGACGAUCCGAGCGACGAUGAGGAAGCCUUCUCUGACGAUGAGGCGCCUACAUUUGUCUUUGCGCCGCCGGUGGAAUUGGCCGAAACACUUUUUACGGCGGGCUUUGAACGAGACACCAAGCGGCUUCAACAUCGCAUGCGCAUCGCCCCUCCGCUGGUGCUGCAACGCGUGUUGAAGGGUGACCGCUCCCAAACGCAGCGAGAGAUGUAUGCUGAUGCAAGGAAUGCGGGCGGCCUUGCUGCACCGUCCUAA
This is a messenger RNA of Trypanosoma rangeli, 1941 nucleotides long. RefSeq lists its product as uncharacterized. Bases 1 to 1941 code for a protein of 646 amino acids. The transcript has a single exon. Lineage: Eukaryota; Euglenozoa; Kinetoplastea; Trypanosomatida; Trypanosomatidae. The record is from RefSeq and is a predicted model, not a curated record.